Harmonia axyridis is the source of this 2898-nucleotide messenger RNA. RefSeq lists its product as uncharacterized. The transcript has a single exon. The coding region runs from base 1 to 2898 and encodes 965 amino acids. NCBI's taxonomy places the organism in Eukaryota, Metazoa, Arthropoda, Insecta, Coleoptera, Coccinellidae. The record is from RefSeq and is a predicted model, not a curated record.
AUGACGUCAACAACAAACAGAACUCAAAAUCAACAAUUACCAGCUACUGAAACAAGACACAGGCGCCGUAGACACGCAGAAGUUCCACAUCGUGUCACGUAUAGAAACGCCAUUACCAUAGAACAAGACGAAUUGGAGACACUUUGCACCCGACCAAACUAUUGUGGGACAUUGACUGAAUUAUGUCCUUUUUGUGGAGCCUUAUUUUUUACAAGAGAAAAAACGACCAGAGAUAACGAAUAUACUGGCUGCUGCAAUAGAGGAGCUUUUACAAUACCAGCUCUGAGUGCAUGUCCUCCCACGUUAAAAGAUUUAUACGUAGGAGAUGGUCCUUUGGCUUCUCAAUUCAGAUCCCAAAUAAGACUGAUCAAUAGUCUAUUUGCAGUGGCAUCCUUUAAAACAUCGAGACCGAUACCAGAGAGAAGGGGACAGGGUCAUUGGUGUUUCACCAUAUGCGGUCAAAUAUACCAUUUCAUAAGCGGUAUACCCAAUUCACAGGAUAAGGAGAACAUCCAACUGAACCAGAUUUAUUUUUUGGACGUAGAAGAAGCUUUGGCCCGAAGAAAUGCUUUUGCUGAUGAUAGAGUCGAUCCAGCAUUAAUGAGAUUGAUGGAAUCUAUUCGGAGAACACAUAAUAGAUAUAUAAAAGCUUAUAAAACUAUGGGAGAUGAAAUCCGACAAAGGAAAACACAAAAUUUGGAGGUGGAAAAUAUAAUAAUAGGAAUGACAAAAGAACCGGUCAUAAAUAUUUUAGCUGCCCAACAAAAUCAGAAUUGGAGACCUGGACAGAGCGAUAUUGCAGCAAUAUUCGAGGGAUCAGAACCUCCAAUGAAGGUUGAUUUGGUCGUCUAUCCCCAUAAGCCUGACGAUCCUGAUCCGAUGAAUCGACGUCAAGAAUUGAAGCUCCUCAAUCCUUUAGCCGACCCGAUGGUGUAUCCUCUAUUAUUCCCAUGCGGCGAUAAUGGCUAUUCCACCGGAAUGAAAUACAACAUCAGAAGAGGCAGAACUGCUGGAAAAACUGUAACCAUUCUCCAAUACUAUCGAUUUAGGCUCUACGUCCGAGAUGUAUUUUCUUCCAUUCACAACGGUGGUAAAUUGUUCCAGCAGUAUAUUGUAGAUGGCUGGGUAAAACACGAAAUGAGUAGGCUGUGGUGGUUAAGACAGAAUCAAAAUGAAUUCAGGAGAACAGCAGAAGAAACUCUACGAAGAUUUAAUCAGAACAGACAGAAUGGGCAUGUUGGUCGAGCUAUCAUCUUACCUUCCGGAUUUCCAGGCGGUGACAGAUACCGUCAAAGGCAGUAUCUAGAUGCAAUGACUGUCGUAGCUAGAUUUGGAAAACCUGAUCUUUUCAUAACCUUCACGUGCAAUCCGAACUGGCCCGAAAUUAAAAACAACCUCUUCAAACAUCAGAAAUGGGAAAAUCGACCAGAUUUGAUUUGUAGAGUUUUUCAAAUGAAACUGCUGGAAUUCAUUAACGACAUCGUUCGAGAUCAACUAUAUGGUGUCGUCAUCAAUAACCAAUAUGUAAUUGAAUUCCAAAAGAGGGGUCUACCACACGCCCAUAUCGUCGUCACAUUCCAUGAAGAUGACAAAUUGAAGGAUGUUGAAAUGGUCGACCGAAUCAUCAAUGCCUAUAUUCCAGAUAGAGAAAAUCAACCCCUACUCUAUCAGCGAGUUGCGGAUUUUCAUCUGCACCCUCCAUGUGGCCGCAUCAAUCCGGAAGCUCCCUGUAUGGCGGAUGGUAAAUGUACCAAGUAUUACCCUAAAUCAUUCAGAGAAAAGACCUCAUUAUAUGUUGGUCGUAAUACGAGACCUGAAUAUAGAAGACCUGCCGAUGGCAGAGAGAUUUUUGUAGCUAAGUGGAACCGCCCCAUCACAAAUCGGAGAGUGGUACCUUAUAAUCCUCAUGCUUUGGCCAAAUAUCAAUGCCAUAUUAACUUUGAAGCCGUAGGUUCCCUACAAACCAUCAAAUAUCUGCAUAAAUAUAUCAAUAAAGGGCCAGAUAAUAUUACUCUCUAUGUAGAUGAGGAAAACACGAAUACAAGAGAGGGUCAACGCAUCGAUGAGAUACAACAAUUCAUCGAUAGCAGAUAUGUCAGUGGUAUGGAGGCAACGUGGAGAACGUUCCAAUUCAGAAUGCAUGGUCGCUCUCAUUCUGUAUUGGUUUUGCCGGUGCAUUUACCAGGAGAAAGGGAAAUCAUUUACAACGAAGAUGAUGAUGUCGGACAAAUCCAACAAAGACUUGAAAAACCUUCCAAAUUAGAGGCAUGGUUUACGUUAAACAGAUCAGACGUAAACGCAAGAAAAUACAAAUAUGCCGAAAUCCCUGAGCAUUAUGUAUGGGAUAAUAAAAAUGUUAAAUGGUACCAACGCUCUCAGGUUAGCAAACAGAUAGGAUGUAUGGUAGAGAUAAGUCCAUCUGAGGCACGCAUCGAAAAAUUCUUUUUACGAAUACUCCCGAAGAGAAUUAGAGGAGCUACGUCCUUUGGCGAUCUGUUAACAACAGAAGAUGGUUCCAGAUGUGAGACUUUUAGAGAAGCUUGCCAAAAACGAAAUUGGCUGAUACAAAAUGACAGCGAAUAUGAAAAGUGUCUGAGGGAAGCGGAACUUCAUCACCAUCCAAGAAAGUUCCGCAAAUUAUUCAGUUUGAUUUGUUCAAUAGCCAUAGAAGAUGAAUUAGCACAAUUAAAAAAAUUGUGGCUUCUCUUCAGGAAAUCCUUGAUGGCAGACUUCAAACAUAAUGGAAUGAGUACUCCUGACGCUGAAAGUGCAUGUUUAAAAGAGCUGAACAAAAGAAUAUCACGAAGUCGACCAAGUAUUUCGUUAGCUGAUCUGGGAAUAGUUCGCCUUUCUGAAGACAAUCACGAAUCCAGCUUUAGCGAGUCGUUCUCGAGCUAA